Cuscuta campestris is the source of this 1409-nucleotide messenger RNA. The record is from the annotation of a GenBank genome assembly. Lineage: Eukaryota; Viridiplantae; Streptophyta; Magnoliopsida; Solanales; Convolvulaceae.
UUGUGAAAAACUGAAAAUUGAGUAUCUUCUCCAUCUCCAAUUAGCUACCUUUAUUGCUACCCUUCAAAGAUAACUUCAGUUUUGAAUCUACAAAGUACAAACCCUAACCCACAAACAAUCCGAUCGGUCUCUUUCUUCUCUCUCGCACAAUGCAAUGCCUGAUUCUCUUACCUCUAGCUCUUCUUCUGCAAAUAUUCCCCCAAUCCGUAACCUCGAACCCUUUUUUCAUCGCUCCACAUUUCGACCCGGACCUCGACGUAAUCGGCGAUGCCAAGUUCACCAGUGCCGGCCCAUUCGUCACUCUCACCGACCCGACAAAGUCUUCUCGGACCUCCGGGCUUCUCUUCCGGCGUUCGCCCUUUAAAUUCCUCGCCCCCAAUCCGACCUCCUUCUCCACAGACUUCACCUUCUCGAUCCCACCCCAGGGUACUGACGGCAUUGCUCUGAUCAUCGUCUCCAUUGAUUUCCCCUCUCGACUUUCCAAUGCAAGUUUCGGGCUUUCUCAAGGAACCCGGUUCUUCGGGGUUGAGUUUGACACCAUGGUGAAUCCGGAUGCCAGGGACGAGAAUAACAAUCACGUCGGUGUCGAUGUCUGUAGCCUUGUUUCUCUGAAAAGCUGUAAUCUUUCUUCCAUUAAUUUGGUUUUGAACAGUGGGCUGAAGUUGCGUUCUUGGGUCGAUUAUGAUAUCACCUCGAAACGGCUGGAGGUUAGAGUGUCUGGAGCUUGGAGUGGCAGGCCCAAUGACCCGUUGCUCGCUUAUGAAGUCGAUUUGGGUGAGAUGUGGAAAGGAGAAGAUGUGUUGAUGGGAUUGAGUUCAUCUGGCCAAAACUCAGCCGAGGCCACUAGCGUGUAUUCAUGGAGGGUAAGAACCAGAAAUGUUCCCAAAUGGUUGCAUUCUCAACCUGUGGAUCCACUGAAGCUUUCCGAUGAGCUAAAAGCAGCAAAUAACAAUGAACACCAAACUGUAACUCUCUGUUUUGGAUUGAUCUUUGCUCUGGGAUUUGGAGCAUUACUGACAGUUUUUGGUCUACUCUUUCGAGCGAUGAUGCUUUCUGGUGGGAAAGAGACGGAUGUUCAACCCAAGUGCAUUGUGUAUCAUGGGGAAUUUACUCCAUUCAGGUAUGAGAAGGUCAAUGUGGUAGUUGAUGAUAAUCCAGUGAAUGCAGCAAAGAACUAAGAUUUGAAAAUGGCAUGUUUGUGUUAGUUUUUUGUAGUUCGUGUACGUGCUCUAUUUUAAUACGCUGUAAUGUGUAGUUUAUGUUGUUUCUAAUGAUGGAUAGAGACCUACCACCAUGAUUUUGGAUAUAUGUAUCCACAUUGUAUGCUUGUUUCUUUUGACUCACCAUAAUAGUUGCUUUUGUGAGAGGAACUAGGGUGGGAAGCCCUAUGCAGUGCUUUAGGGUAUGUU